This is a messenger RNA of Dentiscutata heterogama, 325 nucleotides long. The record is from the annotation of a GenBank genome assembly. Lineage: Eukaryota; Fungi; Glomeromycota; Glomeromycetes; Diversisporales; Gigasporaceae.
AUGAGAAUUGAUUAUAUCUGGUUAUCAACUGAUCUUUUGGAAACACUAGUACAAGCAAAAAUUGUAGAUCUAAACACAUAUAUAUGUAGUGAUCACAGUGUAGCCCUAACAAAGUUGAGGUACAAAUUGGCAAUUCAAAACAACAGUAGAGCUCAAAUUAAAAGAAAAGACUGUAAACAAUUAAAUAGUAGUACAGUAGACACAAUGACUACAGAAUUUGAUGUGGAUACUGUCUGGGAGAAGAUAGCUGCAAGAAUAAUACAUGUAGCUAACAAGAAUAUUUCUAGAAAGAAGGUUUCUAAAAUAAUCAAUGCAAAAAGAGGAA